GGCUGAUUUGGUUAAAUUUUCGUUGUUAUCGCGGUUGCCGCACGUUUAUUCUUGGUCUGCUAAACAUAUUUAUGUAUUUGUGUGUGGGUGAAUCAAUGUUUGGAAUUUGAAUUGCAAAGCAAAAAAUUAUAAGAAUUAGAAAAAGUAAACAAAUUCGAAAACUCAUAAACAAAUGAUGUGCAAUGAUGCUAAGCGAAUGGCUAGCAUUAAAAUAAAUUCUGUUUUACGAGCUGUUGUUUGUAAUAAAUAUUAAGAAUAUUUUUUUGUGUCUGGAAAAUUUGGUGGCGAAAAGUAUUACCCCUACUUGUGUUCUUAAUAUUCUUGAAAUAUACAAAGAAAAUUUAAACGCAAGCUGUGCAUGUUUUGGGUAAUUGCGAAAAAGCAAAUUCUCCUAUUUGUGAAAAUCAUCUGCAAAGUGUUUUGUGUAUAACAGCGGAAAAGCCGCAUUGCGAAGUGCGUGUCUGUAUGUAUAGGAGGAAGCAAGUGGGUGGCUACUAGCUGAAUGCGUGUUGAACGCGAAUGUCCUUCAAGAAUUUUGCGCAAAUGUCAAGAAAAUGUGUUGUAUAAAGUGUAUAAACAAUUAUUAAACCGCAGAAAUAUCGAAUAAAAGUGCAAAACGAAGCAAAUAAACAGCAGAGUGCAUUUUUCGAAGUUGUGGGGUGCCGUUUGCGGCGCCCACAGUAUUACCAUUGAUUACUCAUCGUCUCGAUAAAAUAAAAAAAAGGUACCUAUAAGCAGUGUCUUCCCAGCCGUCGACCUUUUCCAAGUGUCAGAACACACACUCUCACACCAAGUGUGUAUGUAUGUGUCUUUAUGUGCGGGCAUUUAAUAAAAAAACAGGCGUAAAAAGACGAAAAUAGCAUAACAUAUUUGCAAUUUAAAAAUAACUAAGAAAAUAUCUAUAAAAAUAAAAGAACACGCGUCACACGCCAGCCAGGACGUGUACCUCCUCUGUGUUUGACAAACUUACGAAAAAUAAGAAAAACAACCACAAAAAAAGGAAACAACUCGUUUGUUGCCCCUGCUGUCAUCUGCUGCUACGUACCUAUACCAAGUGCUUCAGUGUUUGCCAAUCAUCUGUGUGCUUCCUUUCAACUUCUACACUUCUACAAAUACCAUCAGCCAACAACCAACAACGACUACGCACGCACUUGGAAUAGCGUCUUCCAACGCUGUGCGAUUCUCCUCCAUCUGUAUCGUAUUUUAUUUUUUUCCAUAAACUUGUUUUUUGGUAUUUUAUUUUUCACUUGUAUAAAUUCUUAUUGAAACGCGUUCGUCUUCUUCGCGUUGCCUGCCUGCCUGCCGUUCUUGCUGCUUCUAUUUGGCCUUCACAAUUUGAUUUGUGGCCAAGAUGAGCGAACGCAAAUUCACACGCGGCCUAAACAACAACAAAGCCGGUAUGGCGGCACAACUACGCGACUCCGUGUCGCAGGUGGUGCGGCAGAGUACGGCGCUGAUGCAAUAUCCUGCACUGGACAGCCGUAAUGCGAGCAAACCACAUGUGGUGGAGCCGAUCGACUUUGAGGGUUUUGUGGCCAAGAAUAAAAUGCUUAUACAAAAUGAUCCACAAAGGGAACUGCUCAUCUAUCCAAAUGAUGAUGUCUCGGAAAUCGUUAUGCCUCGCAAACAGCGCACAAAUACCAAAUCAAUCAUCGAUCGUUUCGAACCGCCCAACGAGGCUAUCAUCUGUCCGUUGCACGCUGGUACAAAUGGCACCAGUAACGGCUCGAGUAGCACUUCAAUUUCCCGACAGAGCAGUCAUACGAAUAGUCCAAAAUUUGCACAGCGCCAAAUGAGCAGUCAAUCGAAUACAAGUCUACAAAAUGGUAAUGGUAAUCUCUCGCGAAAAAGCUCACAAAGCUCGUGUACCAAAAUACAGCUGUCCAUUAAGUCACCAACUUCCUCGCAUGACUCAUACGAAUCGGCGAUUUCCACAAUGGGUUCAAUGGUUGGCGGUCAUAUAACUUCCACUUCGCAUUCGUCUUCAUCGUCGACACUAAAGUCCAGCAUACUCGCACAACCAGAAGAGGAUGAGGAUUUGGAUGGCUCAGAUGGUGGCACGAGUAGUACUGGAAGCGGUGGUGGUGCUGGCGGCACACGCGCCGAAUGUACACGCUUUACACGUCAAGCGUUGUAUACAUAUCGCGCCAAGAAUCAUCUUAUACAUUACAAAUAUAGCGCCUAUGGUGGGACAUGUCAUGAUUUGCCCAGAAUAAAUCCACCCGAAGCGCUGAUUGAGGAGGUGUACGAAAUUGAUGCCGAUCAGGAUCGCAUUGACGAACAAAUGACACGAUCUCAAGCCGAUACGAUAACGAAACAGGGCUACUUACUAAAGGGUCCCGACUCAGGUUCGGAUCGUAUGUUUGUGAAUAUAGGCAACAAGUCGUUCAAGAGGAGGUACUGCUAUCUGCGUCAAGAGGUCGAUGGCACCUACAUUCUCGAACUGCACAAAGAUGAGAAACAAGGCGAGGCUAAAGCCACUAUAGUCAUGGAUUUCUGCACCGAAGUUGUGCAGAACCCCAAACGCGGCCGCUUUUGCUUUGAACUCCGCAUGACUGCCGGCCAUAAGUCCUUCACGCUCGCCGCCGAAAAUGAGGAGGAGUUCAAAGACUGGCUGAGCAAAUUAUCGCUCGUUCUGCAACAGAACAAGAUCCAGGAGGACAAACGCGUCGCCUCGCUUGAGCGCGCGCCACCACCUACCACCAGCACUGUUAUCUUCGGCACGCUGAAGGGACUCGAUCAAUCUAUGAAUCCUCAAUUGAUUAAGUAUGGACGCGAAACGGACAUUUCCAUUGCGCAGGCUCGUCGCGAGCAUCGGCGGCGACUUUUCGCUUGCUAUCAAUCGAAUGGCAAAGCAACCGCCACCGACACUGUCGACCAAUUUCGCGAGCAAUUCGGCAAGCGCAUUUUUAUAGCCUGCAAGGGCUUGCGUUUUCGCCUACAAUGCGCUGGUGUCGACGGCUUCGAUGGCGAGAAUUUGUGUCAAGUAGAGCCAUACAUCACCAGCUUAGCGUUGUAUGAUGCGCGCGCCGGCCGCAAGCUAACCGAGUCCUUCUAUUUCAAUGUCAACGAUGAUAAUGUAAGCGAUAUGUUGCCAACAACGCCGGUGCCCAACUCUGUUGCCGCUUGUUGUGUGCCAUUGCGUCGCGCCGAUGAGAAGGAGGAUCGAACGCGCGCCCACGCUGGUGGUGGUGGUGGUGCUGCUGCCGCUGUUGGUGGUGGUAGCGUGCGCGUGCAAAAUUCGCUGCUGGAGAAUCUAUCGGGGGAUUUGUUGCGCUGCACCAAGGAACAUUUUGCGCACUUACGCCAGGCUAUAUUCUCAGUGACAGCGCCACAUCCGGACAUUUACUUAGUGUUGAAGGUGGAGAAGAUUUUGCAAGGUAGCAUAGUGCAAGCGGCUGAGCCGUAUUUGAAGACUGGACGCGAUCCAAAGAUUGCUUUAAAAUUGCACAAAACAGCGCGCAACUAUGCGCAAAAUAUUGGGCACUAUCGUCAGCCGUUCGCUUGGGCGGCUAAGCCACUCUUUCGGCUGUACAGAAAUGAAUUGGAUACGGAGAACGAUACGUUCGAACUGACGACCAUCUAUAGACAGGAAGCGAAUAAGCUGAAGGAUGAAGAGCUGCUGAAACUAUUGGCGGAAUAUCGAAAGCCAGAUAAGCUGAGCAAAUUAACGAUCAUACCGGGUUAUAUGAGGCUAACUGUCGAGGAGGUGGAGAAGGUGCCAGGUUCCUUUACUAAGUCUUUAGUGCCGCUAGCUAACUUCACAUUUCCACCCAAACCGCCCACGCUCGAAUUGACCGAAUUCCAAAGCAAUAGCACGCGCGACACAUACCCAUACAUAACAUUCUGCAAUCAUUUAUUUGUCUAUCCGCAGUAUUUGCAAUUCGAUAGUCAGAAAUUAUUUUCGCGCGCACGCAACAUAACCGCUGUCGUGGAGUUGCGCGACUCAGAUGAAGAGGGUAGCAAACCGUUGAAGUGCAUUUACGGUCGCCCUGGUCAUGAUUUCCUAGUCUCGCAAAUCGCUUGCCCUGUGCUGCAUCACAACACCACACCUGCAUGGUAUGAGGAAGUUAAAAUGCGUUUGCCUUUGGGUCUCUUCUCCGAGCACCAUUUGCUCUUCUCCUUCUAUCAUGUAUCGUGUAAUUUGGGCAAGAAACGUGAUGCUAAUGCCGCCUUCGAAACGCCUAUAGGAUAUGCUUGGCUGCCGUUGUUGCAGAAGGGUCGCAUCAAUUUGGAGGAGCAGGUCAUUGCGGUGGCGGCUACGCUGCCGGCGGGCUAUUUGUCGAUACAGCCUUUGGGGCUGGGCAAAGGGCAGAAUUGCGGUCCUGACAUACAAUGGAUCGACAAUCAGCGCCCACUUUUCAGCGUUGCCUUCCGCAUGGACUCUACUGUGCUGACAGCCGAUCAGCAUUUGCAUAAUUUUUUCGCACAUUGUGAGCGCCUGCUAGAGGGUGGAAAAACCACAGCGCUACCCGCUGAAUCGGAGACUUGCAAAAUACUUAAGGCAGCGCAUGCGAUCGACAUCAGCACGCUGAUAAAUUUUCUACCGACCGUGCUGAAUGAACUCUUCACGCUACUCGUACACACACAAUCCGAGGAGAUCGGCUUGAAUAUCAUACGUCUGCUCAUCAAUAUGAUACACAUGUUGAUCGAGGAGGCCGGACGCAAGGAGCUACUCAGCGCCUAUGUUAAGUAUGUCUUUCAUGCGCCCUACUACAGCCAGAAGACGCCGCGCACGGUACACGGCGAAUUGUGCAAGCAUUUGCCGACCAUUUUGCAUCCGAACAACACCGAUUUUCUGAUCGUCAACAAAUUCAUGCAUUACUCGGGUAUUUUUUUCGAUUUGAUCAUCAAGAGCAUGGCGCAACACCUGUUGGAUACUGGCCGCAUACGUAUGCUGCGCAAUGAACGCUUUCCCAAGGAGUACCCCGCGCGCGUGGAGAGUUUGAUCAAAGUGCUGACGCCCUAUCUGAUUUCGCGCUACAAGGAUCUGCCCGUCGAGACGCAGCAAUUGAAUAGAUCGUUAUCGCAAUUUGUGCGACGCUGCCUCAGUUACAUGGACCGCGGUUUCGUUUUCAAGCUAAUCAAGAAUUACAUGGAGCAAUUUGAGCUGGGCGAUCAGCGUACGCUGCAAGAGUUCAAAUUCGACUUUCUAGCCGAGAUUUGUCAGCACGAACAUUAUGUGCCACUAAAUUUGCCAUUCGUGCUGAAUCCAAAGAAUCGUCCACCAGAAAUGAUGCUCCAUUUUACACUCUCUCAGGAAUUCUGUAGGCAACACUUUCUUGCCGGUCUGCUGUUGCAGCAGCUGAAGCACAGCCUGAACGAGCCGACCUCUGUGCGACGUCACGCGCUGCGUAUCUUUAAGAAUUUGCUUGCCAAGCAUGAACUCGACGAUCGUUACCAGAAUCGUGGACAACUGUCGCGCAUCGCGCUGCUCUAUGUGCCCUGGCUGGGCAUUGUUAUGGAUAACGCGCAUCGCAUUGAUGAUCUCACGGGUGUGGCAACGCCCAAUGGACACGUAUACGCCGACUCAGCCUCCUACACCCAGCGCUUGUCGUGCUCCAGCAGUUAUGUGUUUGGCAAGGACACUAUUUUGGCUUCGUCAACGUCGACGCCGCGCUCGAAAAACCGCAUGACUCUCCACAUCGAACAUCCCAGUCCGCUGCGUGCCUCCGUGUACGUCAGGGAUGCGACACACGCUGCCGGCACUGCGCCACUGGCCAAUGGCAAUUCGGAGAGCUCACUGAACACGCUCAAUUCAGAUUCGCAAAACUCGCAAGACACGCCCACUUUGGGCGCUGUCACUAAUGGUCAUCACGUCACGGACCUCUCCGAGGUUGCCAUGCGUAACGGCCACAAUCGCUCCAUUAAUGUUAUGCACGGUUUGAAUAGCCUGCCGCGCUGUGACAAAUUCAACAUGGCGGAGAGUAAGGAUCUACUGCUCGGUUUCCUAUUUGUUGUAAAGCAUUUGGCACAAGAUCAGAUGAUAGGCUGGUGGCAGAACUGCACCGAAACGGAGACGCUCGCCUAUCUUAGCGUGCUCGACCUCUGCUUGGUGCAAUUUCGCUACGUUGGCAAGAAGCAUAUCAGCUUGGCUGAUGAUGGCAAGGAAGCGCGUUCGGCGCGCACGGCCAAGGCUAGCACAUUACCCGCGCGCAUGCAGCCACCGAGUGUGGAGCAAGCGUCGAACGGCAAUGGUACCACACAUGAGUCUGGCACGCUGACGCUUACGCAAAAUCGCGAGAGCCUCGUUGAGGAAACGGCGCGCAGUCAGCAGGCGCUAUAUGAGUCCAAUCUGGCAACGGAAAUCGGCAUGAUCAUACUGGAUAGCCUCGGCUUGUAUGCGGUACACUUUCGCGAUAAGUUGUGCGAUAGCCUCGUACUGCCACAACUGGCGCGCGUCUAUCUGCGCUUCCUGCAGCUCGGCCAGUCGGAAAGGCUCUCAAAGCACGUAUUUGCCGCCUUGCGCGCCUUCAUUAACAAUUUCUCACCCGCACUCUUCAAAGGCAAUGCCACGCUGUGCGGUCAAAUGGUCUACGAACUGUUGAAGGGUUGCGACAGUCGCCUCGUCGCCAUACGGCACGAGUCCUGCGCCGUGCUCUAUCUGCUGAUGCGUAGCAACUUUGAAUACACUGGCCGCAAGGGUUUGACGCGUGUUCACCUACAAGUAAUCAUAUCCGUCUCGCAAAUGAUCGGCAAUGUGAUUGGCUUGAAUAAUGCCCGCUUUCAAGAGAGUCUAUCGAUGAUCAACAGCUAUGCCAAUAGCGACAAAGCAAUGAAAGGCACUGGCUUUCCGGUGGAGGUGAAAGAUCUGACGCGUCGCGUGCGCACCGUGCUCAUGGCAACCGCUCAAAUGCAGGCACAUCACAUGGAUCCCGAACGCCUACUCGAGCUGCAGUAUUCGCUGGCGAACUCGUAUGCUUCGACACCAGAGCUGCGCCACACCUGGCUCAUUACAAUGGCGCGUAAUCACGAGCAGAAUGGCAACAUAUCGGAGGCGGCGUGCUGCCAUAUGCACAUAGCGGCGCUAAUGUCGGAGUAUUUGCGCCUACGCGGCGGCUGCAACAUCAACUGGGGCGCUUCGGCAUUCGCCAAGAUAUCACGUAAUAUACCACGCGAUGAGCAAGGCUUGAAGUUGGAUGCUGGCGCACAAGAUUCGCAGUACACCGAGCAGAUGCUGUUGGAUCAGCUGAAGCAAUGCGCCGAUUUCCUCGAUCGUGGCGAACGUUUCGAGUGCUUGGGUGAUCUUUAUAAACUCAUAUUGCCGAUGUAUGAGCGCAAUCGGUCAUACAUUGAGCUGGCACAGUCGUAUGAGCAUCUAACGCAGGCUUACAAUAAAAUCGUUGAGGUGAAUCGUUCGGGCAAACGCAUGCUGGGACGCUUCUAUCGCGUCGUGUUCUUCGGCAUGGUAUACUAUGAAGAUGAUCAUGCGGUUGAAUUUGUUUACAAGGAGCCAAAACUAACCUCACUCAGCGAGAUAUCCGAGCGUCUAUCAAAACAAUAUAAAGAAAAGUUCGGCGCCGAUGUGGUCAAGAUGAUAAUGGACUCAUCACCGGUGGAUCCCAACUCACUUGACCCCAAAUUGGCCUACAUUCAAGUGACACAUGUCAUACCAUUUUUCAGCAAAGAGGAGCUAGAUCAGCGCCUAAAUGAAUUCGAACAAAAUCAUGAUGUUGACACAUUUAUGUACGAAACACCCUUUACAAAAUCUGGUACAGCGCGUGGCAGCGUGGAGGAGCAAUGGAAACGCAAAACGGUCAUUAAAACCGCCUACUCAUUCCCGUACGUACUCAAACGUAUACCAGUGAAAUCACGCGAAAUCAUCGAACUCAGUCCAAUUGAAGUGGCAAUCGAUGAAAUGCAAACCAAGGUUUCUGAGCUGGAAGAGGUUAUACUACCGCCAGCUGAUGUGAAAAAACUACAACUGCGACUGCAAGGCAGCGUAGCAGUUACGGUGAAUGCCGGACCACUUGCCUAUGCGCAAGCGUUUUUGGAUCCCAAAAUAGCGUGUAAUUUCUCAAUUGAUCGUGUAGAGGAUUUGAAGGAUAUUUUCAGAGACUUCGUUAAAGUUUGCAAUACUGCACUCCAGUUAAAUGCGCGCAUGAUUAGCAGCGAUCAGGCGGAAUAUCACACGGCACUCACCGAAAACUAUCGCAAACUUUGUCAGGCGCUCAGCGAGCUACUCGGUGAGCCGUUUCAGCCUUUGGAUGACAGUGUCACAAGCGGACAACGCAAUAGCAUGGCUUUGUUUAAUGCAAUCAGUGGCGCUUCGCAAAAUUCAAGUACUGCCUAAAAACGAAAAACUAAUUACAAAGCAAGCAAAGAAUAAACUAAACAACGCACUCAUCCUAACACGCACACACACACACACACACACACGCUCUGACAAAAGACACACUCAAUUUAAAUGAUGUGAAUUAGUAAAUUAUAGAACAAAAAAGCAUAGCUACUUGACUAGAUUUUCGAUUUGAUUUUAAAUGACUAACUAUUAACCAAAGAAACGAAAGAAAAAAAAAACUAAAAAUAAAUUGAAAUUAUGUGUGUUGUAUAUGCGGCGAAAUGCUUAUGCGUGGUUUAUAAAAAAAACACACAUUUGUUUAAGUGGUGGGUGGGUGACUGGCUGGCUGGCAUUUUUUGGCAGACUUUACCCUCUUACUACUGGUGAUUGAUUGAUUGAUUGGAUUUAUGAGGCGUUUAACAGAAUGCUUUGAUGCGCUAGUACUUACACUGUGGGUUUCGGGAACCGCUUUUAAUGGUGAUUAACUCAUUCAAAUUAUUAAUGUAUUUAUGUAUCGAUGUGUAUACUCUACUAACAAUACAAACUCUGUAAGCCAUUAAUAAAAGCCUUUACAAAAAUGUCUAACAGAAUACGUCUAAGUAGCCACAAUAAAUUUUUAAAAUAUAUUUAUUGUUUAUUAACGUAAGGCAGUGAUUCAGUGUGAGAUAGCUGAACUAAAAAAAAAAAAAAAAAAAACAUUUUAAAGUAUAGAUGGCAAACAAAGUAGUUAUUUCGAUUGCAUUUUUAUCUCUACGGUGAUGGCCAAAACACAAUUCUUAAGAAUCAUGCAUUUUGAGUCUCUUUUUAUUUGUACUAAAUUCUCUCAAUAUUGAAUCAUAAGUAGCAACUUACAUAUGAGUUGUCCGCUCGGAUCGCAUUAAUAUUAAAAUACAUUCAGGUAUUAGCUGGUUUAAAAUAUU
Rhagoletis pomonella (apple maggot) is the source of this 9198-nucleotide messenger RNA. RefSeq names its product dedicator of cytokinesis protein 9 (gene Ziz). The coding region runs from base 1352 to 8293 and encodes 2313 amino acids. The record is from RefSeq and is a predicted model, not a curated record. Gene Ontology annotation, biological process: positive regulation of GTPase activity; small GTPase-mediated signal transduction. The transcript has 14 exons. Gene Ontology annotation, molecular function: guanyl-nucleotide exchange factor activity. Lineage: Eukaryota; Metazoa; Arthropoda; Insecta; Diptera; Tephritidae.